Messenger RNA from Ambispora leptoticha, 414 nucleotides. NCBI's taxonomy places the organism in Eukaryota, Fungi, Glomeromycota, Glomeromycetes, Archaeosporales, Ambisporaceae. The record is from the annotation of a GenBank genome assembly.
AUGGAAUAUAUAACUAUAGAAUAUUAUCAUGCUGGUACUUCUUAUUUAUUACCAGAAGCUAUUGAGAAAAUUAUUCAAUCUCGAGGGACAAAAAGACAUGCUGAAGGUAUACCCUUGCGCAAACAGCAACUAAUACAUAGUGUUGUUUCUUCUGAGAUAAUGUCUGAAAAUAAUACUUCGGAUAGAAAGUCAAAGAAAAGAAAACCAGGAUCCAGCUCUAGAUCUGUUCAAGUAUCUGAUUCAGUCAAUAUUAUUAGGAUGGAGGCUAGCUUUUUAGCUAAUAAAGUUGGUAUAACUGAUAUUCUGAUAAAAAAAGUAGAUGAAAUGAAUGACUUACAAGUUAAGCUUGCACAAAAUCAUAAAGAAAGGGAAGAAGCUAAAUGUGAGACGAAAAGAAUCUUAGAUUCCAACUAA